UUCGUCGGCGUCUCAGUCUUCUAUCUAUUCACAGACAACGUUCUCAGCACUACCGCCGUCAAAGGUCCCAGCAUGGCGCCUACUCUCUCUCCGAAGUCAAGAAGCGCAGGCAUUCACGACCGCGUCUUGCUCUGGCGCGGCUUGCCUCGACAAAACCUAAAGCGAGGCGAUGUUGUGACCUUUUGGAAGCCACAUAACCCGGAAGAAAUAUCCAUCAAGAGGAUUAUAGCUUUAGAAGGCGAUACUAACUACAUCGGAGGCAGUGGGAUGUAUGAUGGGGCUGUGAAAUGUCCAGAUGGAAGUGUCAAGAUCGUGGUGCCGCAUAAUCACAUUUGGGUGGAGGGCGACAAUUGGACGGCAAGCCAGGAUAGCAACGACUUUGGGCCAAUCUCGAAAGCUAUGGUAGAUGGGAAAGCUCUGUAUAUCAUG
Molecule: messenger RNA, 429 nt
Organism: Mytilinidion resinicola
Lineage: Eukaryota; Fungi; Ascomycota; Dothideomycetes; Mytilinidiales; Mytilinidiaceae
Product: LexA/Signal peptidase
Exons: 2
Biological process (GO): mitochondrial respiratory chain complex assembly
Cellular component (GO): mitochondrial inner membrane peptidase complex; membrane
Molecular function (GO): serine-type endopeptidase activity
Source: RefSeq, a predicted model, not a curated record